AUGACAGGUCAGGUCCUGGGGAAACCGAGCGGCGAGGCUCACAUGGAUAACAACGCCGCCAUCAGCAUCAACGUGGGCGGCUUUAAGAAGCGUCUCCAGUCCGACACUCUCUCCCGGUUCCCUGAGACCAGGCUUGCGCGCUUACUCCACUGUCAGUCCAAAGAGUCCAUACUGGAGCUGUGCGACGACUACGACGACACAGAGAAAGAGUUUUACUUCGACAGGAAUCCAGCACUCUUCCCCUACGUAUUGAAUUUUUAUAACACGGGCCGGCUGCACGUCAUGGCCGAGCUGUGCAUCUUCUCCUUCAGUCAGGAGAUUGAAUACUGGGGUAUCAACGAGUUCUUUAUUGACUCUUGCUGCAGCAACGCCUACCACUGUAGGAAAAUGGACCAGGACCGAGAGGACUGGGAUGACAGAAGCGAUGAAGGGAGCACCACUUCAUCUUUUGACGAGCUGCUGGAGUUUUACAGCGACGCCACCAAGUUUGACAAGCAGCUGCUCGGGAGCGCACGGAGGCGCGUCUGGUUAAUGCUGGAUAACCCCGGCUACUCAGUGGCCAGCCGCAUCAUCAGCAUCCUGUCUAUCCUGGUGGUGCUUGGCUCCAUCGCCACUAUGUGCAUGAACAGCAUGAGCGAGUUCAGCGUGUUGGACAGUGAAGGGCAACCCACAGAGGACCCCCGUUUCGAGACUGUGGAGCACUUUGGUAUUGGUUGGUUCACUCUGGAGCUGGUCGCCAGGUUCGCAGUGGCGCCAGAUCUUCUGCAUUUCUUCGAGCACCCGUUAAAUGUGAUAGACUUGGUGUCCAUACUUCCGUUUUACUUGACACUCCUUAUAAACCUGGUGGUGGAGAGCAGCCCGGCGCUGGCCAACCUGGGACGCGUAGCGCAAGUGCUGAGGCUGAUGAGGAUUUUCCGCAUUCUGAAGCUGGCCCGUCACUCCACGGGGCUGCGCUCCCUGGGGGCCACCCUCAGGAACAGCUACAAAGAAGUGGGCCUGCUGCUUCUCUACUUGGCCGUCGGGGUGUCGUUUUUCUCAGUCAUGGCCUACACGGUGGAGAAAGAGGACAGCGAGGAUCUCUCUACCAUCCCGGCGUGCUGGUGGUGGGCCACCGUAAGCAUGACCACCGUUGGGUACGGAGAUGUGGUGCCGGUGUCCAUAGCGGGCAAGCUGACCGCCUCGGCGUGCAUCCUGGCCGGGAUCUUAGUAGUUGUGCUUCCGAUUACGCUAAUUUUUAAUAAAUUCUCUCUCUUCUACAAGAGACAAAAACAACUGGAGGUCGCAAUGAGAAGCUGCGAUUUCGACGAAGGGAUAAAAGAGGUGCCCUCUGUCAACCUGAGGAACUAUUACGCACACAAAGUCAAAUCCCUCAUGGCGAGCUUGUCAAACAUGAGCCGGAGUUCACCCAGUGAACACAGUCUUAAUGAGUCAAUACACUGAACCAGUUUUAGCAGGACACCCGGCCAGUAUGGGUGACACUGUUCAUUCAAUGUGGCUGCACGAGGAGCUGUCCAAAGUGCUGAAACUCUAGGUCGAAAGCCCACUUCUUCCACUGAUGUCUGACCGUUUGCCUCUCUGUAGCUCAGUGCAAUAAUGUGUUAAUCUAUGUGUCAGUCUCAAUGAGAAAGUAAGCAAAUGUACAGGACAGCCUAAAUAUGAUAUUUCACUGUGCAUUAUAAUGGCCCUUCACCAAAUAGGCCAACAUUUGGCCACACAAAAUUAAAAAGACAAACAAUGCUGUAGUUGUUUACAU
Molecule: messenger RNA, 1753 nt
Organism: Micropterus dolomieu (smallmouth bass)
Lineage: Eukaryota; Metazoa; Chordata; Actinopteri; Centrarchiformes; Centrarchidae
Product: potassium voltage-gated channel subfamily S member 2-like
Exons: 1
Coding region: 1-1440 (479 amino acids)
Biological process (GO): regulation of delayed rectifier potassium channel activity; protein homooligomerization; potassium ion transmembrane transport
Cellular component (GO): membrane; voltage-gated potassium channel complex
Molecular function (GO): voltage-gated potassium channel activity; protein binding
Source: RefSeq, a predicted model, not a curated record